Molecule: messenger RNA, 1365 nt
Organism: Clupea harengus (Atlantic herring)
Lineage: Eukaryota; Metazoa; Chordata; Actinopteri; Clupeiformes; Clupeidae
Product: GTPase IMAP family member 9-like
Molecular function (GO): GTP binding
Source: RefSeq, a predicted model, not a curated record
UCUCUGAUUUACAAUAAAAACUGAAUCCUGUAUAUUGUGCUAUUUAACGUAUGACUGUAGUACACAUGGUCAGUUUAUGCAGCUAGUCUGCAAUGCUUCAUUCAUUUGCUUCAUUCAAAAUGUAUAUCUGAGGUUCUGUUAUUGGUAUUUGAAGAAUUAGAAUUGAAGUGUUAGUUACAAUGACAGACCAUGGGGGAAUUGAGGAAAAAUCAAGUAAAGUUCACAUCUCAUCCACUGAAAAACCUAAUCAGACACAUUCAGUGAAAUACUCAGGAGGCUGCGUCAAUUGAAGGGUAUACCGACAAGUUAAGUGUAAUUCUUGCCUGUAGGAAAACAAACAGAUGUGACUUUUUCCCCCCUGGGAAGUCUUUUCAUCGCAGUACUUAUUGUUUCAAUUUUCUUUGGAGAUUAGUGCUCUUUUUCACUCUCUCUUGAUUGCAGGUUUUCUGUAUCGCAGGCUUGCAAGUAAAACUUACAGGUAAUUCAAAUCUGCAAUGUGUUCACAUUGUUGGUGUGUACAUUGAUUUCCACAACUGUGAAAGAGCAGAAAAUUGUGAUGGUGACCGUUGCACCAUUCCCUCAAAACCCAUAUUAUCUUGCAGACAUUAGACUAGUGCUUCUGGGGUCUGCAGGUGAAGGGAAGAGGUCAGUUGGAAACACCAUCCUGGGUAGAGAGGAGUUUAGUAGUCAGAAAACUGCCUUAUGUGUGACAAAAAUCGGAGCAGUGGUAGGGAGGCAGGUCACUGUUAUAAACACACCAGGCUGGGGUAGAGAGGAGCGUCUCGCUCAAACUCCUGUAAGUGUUCAAGAGCAGCUUCUGCAGUGUGUGUUUCCUCCAGGAGUCCAUGCUCUGCUGUUGGUGAUACGCGCAGACAAGAAAUUCACAGAGGCCCACAGGGCAGCACUGCAAGAUCAUGUAGAGUUUCUCGGUGAGAAUGUGUGGAAUCACACCAUGGCGCUGUUUACCUGUGGGGACUGGCUGGGAGAAAUACCUGUUGAGCAGUUCAUUUAUAGUGAAGGUGCGCCCCUUCAGUGGGUUGUGGACAAAUGCAGCUACAGGUAUUAUCGUAUCGACAAUACUGACAGGGCUGAUGUCACACAGGUCUCAAAGUUGCUGGAGUGCAUAGAGUUCAUGGUAGCUAUGAACAAAGGGCGAUGUUUUGAGAUAGACAAUCAAAGACACAAGGCAGAGGUCAUAAAAGGGAGUUAUCAGGAAAAAGCAAUGCAACAGAUGCGAAAACGAAAACAGCAGAAUAUGGGGACGUGGGAUGAUCCAAUGCUCAACAGAUGUAAGAGUGCAAGGAUAUCACUUACAAUGAAAGAAGAGGACAAAGAGGCUAAAUAAAGGGGAAGCUCAACAAUAAA